Labeo rohita (rohu) is the source of this 938-nucleotide messenger RNA. RefSeq names its product complement component 1, q subcomponent, C chain (gene c1qc). The record is from RefSeq and is a predicted model, not a curated record. Bases 87 to 821 code for a protein of 244 amino acids. The transcript has 2 exons. Gene Ontology annotation, molecular function: protein binding. Lineage: Eukaryota; Metazoa; Chordata; Actinopteri; Cypriniformes; Cyprinidae.
UUGUUUGCUUGUUCUUGUGUAUAUGUGUAUAGAGCUCACAGUUUCAAGUCGUGUGGGUCCGGUUAUCUCCUCGCUCCACAGCAAACAUGUUUGGUUGUCACAUAAUUUUUGGAAGCCUUUUAGUGGGUUUUCUCUGCCUCUCUCUGGUCUCUACGGAAACUUGUGCUUCUGGAGGAUUGCCUGGUUUUCCAGGUAUCCCUGGAUUUCCUGGACGUGAUGGAAGGGAAGGCAUGAAGGGAGAAAAAGGAGAGCCUGGGAUGCCUCUUACAGCUCAUGAAACCAAGAAAAGGGGGAAAAAAGGAGACCCUGGAAUCAAAGGAAUUCCUGGAAAGAGAGGUCCCCAGGGGGAUUUGGGCGUAGUGGGACCACCCGGCCCUCCAGGAGAGCCAGGGGAACCAGGCAGUUUGGACGCUUCCGGAUCUCUUCUGCAGUCUGCAUUCAGCGUUAUCCGUAAAACAAGAGCCCAUCCCGAGCCAAACUCUCUGAUACGCUUUAGUGAAGUUAUCACCGAUAUCAGUAAAGAUUUCAAUAUUGCAGAGAGCAAAUUUGUAUGUAAAAUUCCUGGCACUUAUUAUUUUGUGUUUCAUGCAUCGUCCAAUGAAAAAAAUCUGUGUGUAAACCUGGUUCAUGAUGAUAAGAAGCUAGCUGUUUUCUGUGAUCAUGUGCAAAGGGGCAACCAGCAGGUGAGCUCUGGUGGGCUAGCAGUUUAUCUGAAAGAAAAUGAGAAAGUCUGGCUGACGACAGGUUUCUACAAUGGUCUGUUUGCAGAAGGGGAGAAAGCAGACAGUGUUUUCUCAGGUUUCCUGAUUCAUGCACACUGAUUGAUUGCUGCACUGUUAAGACCUAUAAAGACAUUCUUGUUAAACAUACUGUAUGCUUUACUCAUGGAAAAUGCACACAAUCAAGUUUUAAAUAAAAUGACAUAAUGCUUCAGUAAA